Messenger RNA from Exaiptasia diaphana, 1760 nucleotides. RefSeq names its product adenosine receptor A1-like. Bases 229 to 1377 code for a protein of 382 amino acids. Gene Ontology annotation, biological process: G protein-coupled receptor signaling pathway. Gene Ontology annotation, cellular component: membrane. The transcript has a single exon. The record is from RefSeq and is a predicted model, not a curated record. NCBI's taxonomy places the organism in Eukaryota, Metazoa, Cnidaria, Anthozoa, Actiniaria, Aiptasiidae. Gene Ontology annotation, molecular function: G protein-coupled receptor activity.
CAUAGUUUAGGUGGCUUGCUCAUAGACACUUCAUUAGGUUGCGAGUUAAUCACCCUUAAUAUGAUUGCGCAAACAAAAGAUUUUCGACUAAAUGGUGUUGAAUCUGUAGAGUAUCUACAUUCAGUCAGACCCGUAUUAUAAAACAUUCAAGAGCUCAAUUUAUUAGGAACUUAAUUCUUAUUUGAUUGGAAGCAAUUGCGAGCCAAAAAGCAAAGUCGCUCGGUAACCAUGGAAGACAAGGGAGUCCUCUCAACAGCURAAAACUUCAACUCCACGUCAAAUGUAACUAAAGAUGAAACUGCCAUGAAAAGCAUUGACGUCUUUCAAGUUUUCAUGCUCUCUAUAAUACUUGUUUCUAGUUUYAUUGGCAACGCUUUGGUGAUCUGCGUCAUGGUGUUAAGAAAUGAAAUAAGAACGAGAACAAACUUAUUUUUUGCCAAUUUAUCAGUAAUUGGAAUUGGCUGUAGUUUAACAAGUAUGGUGUUGAUGAUGAUAGGAUUAAUCCCUGAAAAUCCUUGGAUCUGGAAUCAUGAUUUGUGUAAAGUUAACUGCUUUUUGUGGCAACUGUGGCUUACAGAAGGCGUUUUUACAAUUAUUGCUUUAAGCGUCCAUAAAUACACAUCAGUUGUCAUGCCAUUAAUGAGGGUCUUCAACCGAAAAAGGACUUUAAUGCUUUUAGCUUUGACAUGGAUAUUAGCUUUUCUAGUUGCGGCUGUUCCACUUUUAGGCUGGAGAGAUGUUUCCUUYAAGUCAGAAAGCUCAGCUUGUUUUUACAACACCGGUGCAUCUAAAGUGCUUCAARUUUCUCAUGUUGUGUUUGUCACUUCCAUAGAUUACGUGCUGCCAAUUWUUGGUGUUUUCGUCGUAUAUUUGAAAGUGUUUCGUGAAAUCUCUAAACACAAAUCAAGGAUUAGGGAUACCAGGAUUAUAGAUGACAUGGGAGUUCGUGCAAAGCAGCGCCUGGUCACAACAAUAUGUAUUAUUUUAACUGCAUUCUUUUUAUGUUGGACUCCUUUCUGUGUAUACAUUGUCCUUACACUUUUUGUUCUUCAUCUUCCAAGUGAAUUGUUGAGUGCUGCUUUUUAYUGCGGUUUUCUAUUCAACGUGCUUUUCCCCACCAUGUUGGCCAUCAGAAAUCCACGAUUCARACGUGGUUUCCUCGAUGUUCUACUUUGCAAGUCRUUCAGGAAGGACAAACAGACUGAACUUGGGCUUUCGUUUAGUAGCAUGUUAUCCAAUACAAAUUCAGGUUUUGAGUUUUUAGAGGAAAGGCGAUGUUCAAUUUGGUACAUGUCUACACAGAAAAACCUGCUGAGUAUUGAACCAGUUCCUCCAGAAAGACGACUCAAGCUCAGAUGGAUUGAGACUAAUUUAUGAAUUAUCUCAAAAUUAAAAAACAAAAAUAGUGUGGUAAAGAAAUAAUUUUAUAAGUAGCUAAUGAGAUAUGCGAUGGUCUAAUGGUUCUCUGGUUCCAAAGAUUGGGAUAUUUCCAAGAGAAACCAAUUGUAGCUGUCAGUUUUACUAUGUUAGUCUUCAAGUCUGAAAAUACAAUAUACCAUACAUAUCCUAAAGGAUGGAUUGACGUUUUCUUUAGACAACAGUUAUACUGUCUAGCUAUGUCCCGGCUCCCUGUACCUUCUGAGAGAUGAGUCAACUUACAGCUGUACAGAUGUUAUAGACAUAAUGAUGCAAAAUAAUUACUUUUUGAAGAUAUUUAAUUUGAUUUUCUUGCUCCUGGCAAAAAUUGAGAAAUAAAUACU